Molecule: messenger RNA, 942 nt
Organism: Mucor velutinosus
Lineage: Eukaryota; Fungi; Mucoromycota; Mucoromycetes; Mucorales; Mucoraceae
Exons: 6
Coding region: 1-942 (313 amino acids)
Cellular component (GO): endomembrane system
Molecular function (GO): 1-acylglycerol-3-phosphate O-acyltransferase activity
Source: RefSeq, a predicted model, not a curated record
AUGGCUGUGAUUAGAUCGAUAACAGGCGCUUGCAAUGCUGUCUUUUACAGUGUGUCAUUGUUUGGUGUGGCAGGGACGAUGAAUUUCAUCCAAAUCACAUCGUUUGUACUGCGACCCUUUUCUGAGCGAUUGAUGGUCAGGAUCAAUUCAAGGCUAGUAGGCACUGUAUGGAAAGUGAUGCAGUAUGUGUUUGAGCGUCGCAAGAAAGCGCAUAUUACCUUCUCAGGAGACAAGAUUCCUUACAAGGAAAACGCAUUGAUCUUGGCUAAUCACCAAGCUUGGACAGAUAUCUAUCUCAUUCAUUCAGUAGCAAACCGACGAGACAUGCUGUAUAACUGCAAAUAUUUUGUCAAGGACUCCAUCAAAUAUCUACCAUUUUUUGGCUGGGGCAUGUGGCUUGCAGGGUUUAUCUACGUUCGCCGUAACUGGACGCAAGAUCAAAAAAAGAUUCAAGCAACAUUUAGCACCAUGAAGCGACUAGAAACACCAGCUUGGAUCAUCAACUAUGUAGAGGGAUCGAGAAUCACGCCAAAGAAGCUAUUGGAGGCACAAAACUUUUCAAGAGAGCGUGGAUAUCCUGUCAUGGACAAUGUUUUACUACCAAGAACCAAGGGAUUUGUGAGUUGUGUCAAUGAAUUCAGAGGCUCUCAUAUCAAGUACGUCUAUGAUUUUACAAUUGCGUAUCGACAAACCACCAACCUCAAGGGGAUCAAUCAAGCACCUAGCAUGGUGCGAGCCCACGUGCAUUCACUAUGGCCAGAAUACGAAUUCCACGUCAAUGUCAGAAGAUACGCUAUUGCUGAUCUACCUGAAGAUGAAAAUGAGUUGGGAAAUUGGUUGAGAGCUCGUUGGGCAGAGAAGAAUAGUAUUUUGGCUACGUUGAAAAAGUGCUGGAUUGAUGGAUUAGAUGAAAACAUCAUAUGGAAGGAGACCUCCUGGUAG